UUCAGGUGUGCAUAUCAACAACACAAACGUCGAUUCUUAUUUCUUGGUUAGAGAUGAUUCCAAGCAGAGCAUCGCGAUCUCUUCUGCUGCUUUUGCUCCUCUUCUCCUCCAUGCUUCUCCGAGCUUCCUCGCAGACCAACGCCACCGCAUCAGCGACACAUGUGGAGGAGAGCACAAGAAGGGAAGUCGCGGCGGUGAGGGAGUUGAGAGACGGUUCUCCCGGUGUCAACGGUGGCAUCGGUGGUCGAUCACCCGUAACCAGAGGUAGCGGCGGCGCUGCAGCUGGUAGGAAUGGCGGCCACAGUGCUGCAUGCAGCAGCUAUGGUCGCCAUGUCGCCAUCACUUCUCUUGCCUUCGCUAUUGGCGCUGCCAUUGUGAAUUCCAUGUAGACUUCUUCUUGUCGUUGCAACAGAGAGUCAUACUCCCGCUUGCAAGAAUGCAAGAGAGAAGAAAAAGAUCUGUUAUAUUAUCAUUAUUAUUCCUUCUUUUAUAUCUCUUUAUAAGGUGCAAAAUGAAUCUGAUACAGUAAACCUUAAAUUCCUGUGA
This is a messenger RNA of Musa acuminata subsp. malaccensis (wild Malaysian banana), 546 nucleotides long. The record is from RefSeq and is a predicted model, not a curated record. Lineage: Eukaryota; Viridiplantae; Streptophyta; Magnoliopsida; Zingiberales; Musaceae.